Messenger RNA from Mugil cephalus (flathead mullet), 3417 nucleotides. RefSeq names its product AGBL carboxypeptidase 2 (gene agbl2). The record is from RefSeq and is a predicted model, not a curated record. Gene Ontology annotation, biological process: proteolysis. The transcript has 21 exons. The coding region runs from base 140 to 3274 and encodes 1044 amino acids. Gene Ontology annotation, molecular function: metallocarboxypeptidase activity; zinc ion binding. NCBI's taxonomy places the organism in Eukaryota, Metazoa, Chordata, Actinopteri, Mugiliformes, Mugilidae.
UGUUGUUGGGGCAAUUGGUUGCGUAGCAACGUCUCGUACUCGGAGAAAGAUUGUUCCCCGUCGCAGCGACCGCCGACAUUGCUCUAAUGUUUGGAGAGAGUUUUAACUUUUUAGUAAAUGUUCGACAAUCCAGUCAAUUAUGACCGAGGCCGAGAAAUCCUCCGCAAUCACCGUCUCUGCCAUCAGAAACUGGUGGAACACCAUCCAGCUGGACAAAUCGGACACCAAUGAAUCCAACACAGACCAAGAUGAGGAUGAAUUAGCAGGGAGGAAGCAUUUGUCUAUGGACCUGAGCCAGAAACUACGGACCAGGCAGCUCCUCAUAAACUUUGAUGGCGGCCGACCCGUUCUGAGUCUCAGGGCACCGCUGGACCUGGUCAACUUCCCGUCCAUCUCCCGUCCCCGCUGGCCCAUCGAGUGUGAGGUCAUCAGUGACAUCGUCCAACACAUAGAGUGGGACCCCCCCGAGCCGGAGACUUUCUAUCAGGCCACAGGACAUGAGAGGACACCCAUGCCAGUCGGAGAGGAGAGGGGAAAGUUGGUGUACUUCAUUAACCCCGCCACUAAGUGUCCCUAUUUCACCUGCUCUCGUGUCGGAGGCAGCAGGGGGGCCAUUAAGAGCGCCGCUAUAUUUGAGACGAAUCAGACGGACUUCACUCUGGAGUUUGAGUCCCGCUUUGAGAGUGGGAACCUUCAGAAGGCCGUCCAAGUGGGUGUCUACGAGUACGAGCUCACCCUGCGCACGGACAUGUACACUGCGAAGCACACACAGUGGUUUUACUUCAGGGUUCGGAACAUGAAGGCCGGCGUGACCUACCGCUUCACUAUCAUCAACCUGAUGAAGAGCAGCAGCCUGUAUUCUCAGGGCAUGAGGCCGCUCCUCUACUCCGAGAGGGCUGCUGAGGAGAACGGAGUUGGGUGGCGGCGCACGGGCUCCAAUAUCAGAUACUAUCGAAACUGCAGUCAAAAUACGAAGGACAACAACAGUGACCCCAUCCCCUUGUACUCGCUCUCCUGGACUCUCCAGUUCCCCCACGACUCGGACACCUGCUACCUGGCCCACUGCUACCCUUACACCUAUUCUCACCUGCAGCGCUACCUCCGGCGCGUUUCCUCCAACAAGGCGGUUGCGUCGUACUGUAAAAUGCGCGUCCUGUGCCACAGCCUCGCCGGCAACGCUGUGUACGUGAUGACAAUAACGUCCCACGGGGUGAGCAGGCUGGAGGGCAGGACCAAGAAGGCCGUGGUGGUGACGGCCCGAGUGCAUCCCGGCGAAACCAACGGGUCCUGGAUAAUGGAAGGAUUCCUCGACUUUCUGCUCGGGGACUCAGAUGAUGCCAAGCUACUCAGGGACAUGUUUGUUUUCAAGGUUGUUCCGAUGCUGAACCCAGAUGGUGUAGUGGUGGGCAACUAUCGCUGCUCUCUGGCAGGAAGGGACCUCAACAGAAACUACGAGACAUUACUCAGGGAUUCCUUUCCCUGUGUGUGGCAUACGCGAAACAUGGUGGAAAGACUAAUGGCCGAAACGGAUGUGGUUCUCUACUGCGAUUUUCACGGCCACAACCGUAAAAACAACGUCUUCAUGUACGGCUGUAACAACCGGAGUGAUGCUUCGCUCAAACUGCACGAGAGAGUCUUCCCACUAAUGAUGAGCAAGAACGCCAGCAAUAAGUUCUCCUUCAAGAGCUGUAAAUUCCGGGUGCAGAAGAGCAAAGAGGGCACAGGCAGAAUCGCGAUGUGGAGACUCGGCAUCAAAAACAGCUACACCAUGGAGGCCACCUUUGGAGGCUCCACUCUGGGCGACAGGAGAGGGACGCAUUUCUCUACUCGAGACCUGAAGUCCCUUGGUUUUUACUUCUGUGACACCCUGCUGGACUACUGUGACCCUGAUCAAACCAAGACCACAUACUGUCUGACAGAGCUGGCAGCGAUGCUGAGACAAGAAGUCAGAGCAAGACUGGGAAAAGAUGUGGGAACUCACUGUAAUUUCUCUGUGUCCGACCUGGAAACUAGCACCAGCGGUUCAAACAGUUCAGAUUCAGACGGACUCCCAGUUCAUUUACUGAAUCAGCCUCAAAAUGUUGAUCCAGGGCAAACUCGCACAAAGAAGAAAAAGAAACGUCUCAAGAGCCGCAAGGAAAGAAACAGGCUGCAGCCAGACAGAGUGAAGAAUAACAUGCAGCCUAAGAUUCUGCAAAGCAGCAUCACAGAUAUUGGCUCCAACCUGCCACAGGACAACGCAGUGAAAGAGUCCAUCCAGGAGAGGCCUGGUGGAAGACCCAGGAAGAAAUGGCAGUUGAAUGGUUUCUUACGAAAAGCCGUGGUCCCUCCUCCCGCCCCUGACCCAGGAGAAGUCAGCCAGGUGACACUGUGGGAGGGCUGUGAGCCUGUCCAGGACGUCUGUCUGGAACACAAGAGCACCUCUUUUCCUCGCCACAGGACCAGAGCAUGCUCACAUCUCAGCACGAUCACGGCUGCGUCGUCUCAUCCAUGUGACCCGGUUACAGACGCCAGACGGUGGAGAUGCUCCUCUCAGCUGCUGCACCUGAGUGCGCUCCUUCCACCUUCACCAGGUUUCACUAAUUCCAACCGGCAACCGCAUCGUUGCGCCCGGAACUCUUUUGGCUCCUGCAAAGUUUACAAAGGGCCUCCUCCUUCCCUAAGAGUAGCUCACAGAUCUCCCCCGUCUGUGUAUCUCAAGAUGGUUCCGGACAUUCUUCCAAAGAGGGGCCUGCUGUCAGGUUUCUCCACCGACAACUUCAGCCGCCGGCACAUUUUUAGAGACAAAAAUUCUCUGCUGGUUUGUGAGCCUUAUUUUGUGCACGAGGACUACUUUAAAUCAAACGCCACAGAGAUAACCACACAGCAGAAUGAGGAGCAGCAAGACACCUCAGAAGUGGGACUCUCACUGAUGAGACCUGCACCGUUUGGAGAGCAGAGCCAGAGAGAUCACACCCUGGACCUUCCCUUGACAGAAACCGAAGCAUGCGGCAAUUUGUUUGUGUCCGUGCCGAGGGACCUAAGAGGAAAAAGACUAUGCAGAGAAACACUGAACAGCGAACGACACAUGGGUGUUUUACCUGCUUUGUCGAAGCCGUCAGCCCUCAUGAAGAUGGAACUUCCACGUCCACAGAGUGAAGCCCUGAGCUCACUUCAGGAUAAAAACAUCUGCCUCUCUCACUUUGACAGAGAAAGACACAUGAGCACAGCUCCGCAGGAGGUCAGAAGACCGUCGCAGUCGGCCCCAUCACAAGGCACCGCAUUUAUAAUCUGACAACCAAAGACUGAUUUUCUGUUUUUAUUGUGUGAUGUGAAGGUUUUCUGCAGGAUAAAUAACUUCAAGAGGAAAUAUGCUGUUUAUACCACACGGAAAAUUACACCACACAAGUACUGAUACAGAUAACAUGACAUUUUUUU